AUGAAGCACCUCGCGGCAUACCUUCUCCUCACUAUCGGUGGUAACACCUCUCCAUCCGCCUCCGACGUCAAGGCCGUUCUCGAGUCCGUCGGAAUCGAGGCCGAUGAUGAGCGUCUCUCCACCCUCAUCUCCGAGCUCAAGGGCAAGGACAUUCAAGAGUUGAUCACUGAGGGAUCCAGCAAGUUGGCUUCCGUUCCAUCUGGAGGAGCCGGUGGUGCUGCCCCAGCUGCUGGAGGCGCCGCCGCUUCAGGUGGUGCUGCCGCCGAGGAGAAGGACGAGGAGAAGGUUGAGGAGAAGGAGGAGUCCGACGAGGAUAUGGGUUUCGGUCUUUUCGACUAA
Molecule: messenger RNA, 339 nt
Organism: Cadophora gregata
Lineage: Eukaryota; Fungi; Ascomycota; Leotiomycetes; Helotiales; Ploettnerulaceae
Gene: RPP2B
Product: 60S acidic ribosomal protein P2
Exons: 3
Coding region: 1-339 (112 amino acids)
Biological process (GO): translation; cytoplasmic translational elongation
Cellular component (GO): ribosome; cytosolic large ribosomal subunit
Molecular function (GO): structural constituent of ribosome
Source: RefSeq, a predicted model, not a curated record